Messenger RNA from Diospyros lotus (date-plum), 1717 nucleotides. RefSeq names its product AT-hook motif nuclear-localized protein 1-like. Gene Ontology annotation, molecular function: minor groove of adenine-thymine-rich DNA binding. NCBI's taxonomy places the organism in Eukaryota, Viridiplantae, Streptophyta, Magnoliopsida, Ericales, Ebenaceae. The record is from RefSeq and is a predicted model, not a curated record. The coding region runs from base 390 to 1394 and encodes 334 amino acids. The transcript is spliced from 6 exons.
UCCCAUUUUCUCAGCACACGGAAACAAACAAACAAAAUUCUUCCUUUCCUUUUCUUCCCAAUCUCUCUCUCUGCCUCUCUCUCUCUCUCUCUCUCUCUGCAAGGAAAAUAAUAAAUUUUUUAUUUUUACAAAAAAAUUUAAUCUCCAUUAUAUUACACCUCCAUCUCAGUUUUGCUUUCUUUCUCUAAAAUCAAGAAUUUUUGAAAAUGAAUAGUCUCUCUUCUGUUCUGUUUUAGUUUGAAUCUUUACUUUACCUUUUUCUGUUCUAUCGAGACUGUUAAGCAUCUCCAGCUUCAAAAUCAAGAUUUCCGGAGUUUUCAGCUGUCUGGGUCUCCGGGAAAAAAUGGGUUCUUGGUGAGAAAAUCCCGGAAUUUUUUUGUCUUUUUAGUAUGGAAGCAAGGGAAGGUAUGAACAGUGGCGCUGUUACAGUGGUGGGAUCAGAUGCUCCAUCGGAGUACCACGUGGCACCUCGGGCCGAAAACCCGACUCCGGCCACUGGAUCAACUUCGGCGGCCACCAACGAAGCCGGCGUGCAGCCGCCGGCGGUGGCUGCUCCGUUAACUGUGAAGAAGAAGAGGGGGAGGCCGAGGAAGUACGGACCUGACGGGACGAUAGCGAUGGCACUGUCGCCGAAGCCGUCGGCGACGCCGCCGGUGAUCGACUUCUCCGCCGGGAAGCGGGGAAAAAUGCGGCCGGUGGGCUCAGCCAGCAAGCAACAGAUGUACAAGAUGGACAUGGAGAGUCUGGGUGCUCAAAGUGAAUGGGUUUCAUGCUCCGUUGGUGCUAAUUUCACACCCCAUGUGAUCACUGUCAAUACUGGAGAGGAUGUUACCAUGAAGGUGAUAUCAUUUUCUCAGCAAGGGCCUCGAGCUAUAUGUAUUCUUUCUGCAAGUGGUGUAAUUUCAAGUGUCACGCUCCGCCAGCCUGAUUCUUCUGGCGGUACAUUGACAUAUGAGGGUCGAUUUGAGAUACUCUCCCUCACUGGAUCAUUUAUGCCAGCUGAGACUGGAGGAAUAAGGAACCGAUCUGGUGGCAUGAGCGUUUCUUUGGCAAGCCCAGAUGGACGAGUACUUGGGGGUGGAGUUGCCGGUCUAUUAGUGGCUGCCAGCCCUGUGCAGAUCGUCGUAGGCAGUUUUCUGGCUGGGAACCAGCAUGAACAAAAACCUAAGAAACAGAAAACGGAGACCAUCGCAACUACCACAGCUACACCCACUGCUGCAAUCCCAAUCUCUAGUGCGGAGAUGGAAGAGACAUACGCUGCGCCACCACCAGCAUCAAUCACACCGAAGCCAAAUCUCUCAACAUCUGUUUCCUUUCGCGGAGAUAGCUGGAGUCCGUUGCCACCAGACUCGAGGAACAAGCCGGCUGAUAUCAACGUGACCCUUCCUGGGUAGUCAAAUCCUGCUGAUGAUGCAAUUCUUCUAUUCUAAAUGAGCUUUGUUACUGACCAGUGACCACAUUGGCUAUUAAACUACAGAUGCGUUUUAGUUGGCCGUUGUCUGUGUCUGUGAACUUUGUAGCUGUUGAUUUAUGCUCUGAUGGGAUGGGGUUUGUGUUUUCUCUCCGAGUUACAUAAUUGGAUUAGUAGUAGUAGCACACUAGGUAGGCUUUUCUCUAGUUUCUCCUCUCCUCUUCUCUUCUGCUGUUGUCUUGUAGAAUAUUGUUAUUGGUGUAUCAAUAUCAUAACCCCUGGAGUUGCCCUUUUCUCCUGCUGCAA